Molecule: messenger RNA, 433 nt
Organism: Pseudovirgaria hyperparasitica
Lineage: Eukaryota; Fungi; Ascomycota; Dothideomycetes; Acrospermales; Acrospermaceae
Exons: 1
Coding region: 87-305 (72 amino acids)
Source: RefSeq, a predicted model, not a curated record
CUUCUGUGGUGAAUAAACAGAAACAAGCCAUCCUUCCAGCUGACUAUGCUCUUACUACUGACGUGCGAGCUAGAUGCUAUACAUUGAUGAUGAUGUCCUACGGUUCCUUCGCAAGAAUAGCACCAGUAUGCCUGCACAUGAUUCUCUGGAUCUUUCAUAUAAUGGCGGACCGGGUAUUGAGCGAAAGCCCGGCACAACGCGCACCGCGUCGCUCCAUAAUCACUCUAUGCGACAUAAAUGAUAAUUACUGUGCUUCACCAUCACUUUUACUCCCGUGGCACGCCCCAGGAAAUUGUUUGUCGUAGAGAAGAUAGUAUCACGAGCGACAGUCACAAACAGCAGCUGUCACUCACGAUCUCGCUCCAUGCCCUGAUAUAUAUUUCUGGGAAUAUUCAAUUCGCACAUCACAAGCUUGUCACUCUGUGUUCACAGA